GCUGCCAUUCAAGCAGCAGCACAGUAACUUGAUCAGCACAUCAAGAAGCGCAUCAGCCUUCCUGCACCCCUUUCCAAGACAGACGGCAGACCUCUAUCACAGUCGAAUGGCUGCCAGUGUUCGCUCACGACCCAAUUGCCUCUAGUCCGCCAAGCAACUCUACCCGGCGUCACCAUGUCCCACCUCAACGUCCUCUCCCCGCGCUCCCGCCCACCCUCAUCAGCCUCCAACGUGCUCUCCCACUCAGAAUACAACCCCUCUUCCUCCCGCACCGACAUAUACGCCUCCCCCCGCGACGACGACGACGACCACGAUGAGGAGGAGUCAGACGAAGACACCCCGCUCCCCUUCCCGGCCGCGCUCUCCCGCGCGGACUUCCUCGCCCCCGACUUCGACGCGGCGGCCUACCUCUCGGCGCUGCACACGGGCGGGCCGGCGGCGCGGCACCAGACGCUGGAGGACCUGCGGGCGGAGCUGCGCGACCGCAGCGCGGCCAUCAGCGCGGAGCUGCUGGAGCUGGUCAACGCCAACUACGCCGCCUUCCUCGGGCUCGGCGGCGAGCUGCGCGGCGGCGAGGAGCGCGUCGAGGACGUGCGCGUCGCCCUGCUGGGCUUCCGGCGCGCCGUCGAGGAGCUGCAGGCGCGCGUCCGCGAGCGCAGGCUCGAGGUCGCCCGGGUCAACCGCGAGCUCGGGGAGGUCAAGGGCGCGGUCGAGCUGGGCAGGCGCAUGUUGGAGCUGGAGGAGAGGGUGAGCGCGCUGGAGGGGAGGCUUUUGGUUGAGAGCGUCGGUAAAGGGAAGGGGAAGGGUAAGAAGGUGGGGCAUGGGGGUGAGGAUGGCAAGGGGCAUAAGGAUGAAGAGGAGGAGGAGGAGGAUGAUGAUUACUGGGCGGAGGACCUUGACUCCGUCGGGAGUGAUGAGGACGAUGAGGAGACAGAGGAGGAUGGUGGAGGCGUUGGGUUCGUGAGCAGCAGCCCGUCGAAGCUGGCCGCGAUGGCGAGAGAGUAUGUCUUGAUAGAAGGGCUUGCCAACUCGAUUGGUCGGGACCUGCCGUUCGUAAAACGGAUGGAGGAGAGGAUGGCGCGGUGCCGCAACACUAUAUUGCUCGACUUGAGCACGGCACUCAAAGAGGCGCGCAGGGCCGGGCCGAAGGGACAGGGGCGUGUGCUCAGAUACCUGGGCAUAUACAGGGUCCUCGACGCGCAGGCCGACGCGGUCAGGGUGUUGAAGGAGAAAUCACGUCACCAAUGAAAUCACAAUCAGAAUCCGAUUCCAAGCCAUCCGACACGCUUUGUU
Molecule: messenger RNA, 1293 nt
Organism: Thermothielavioides terrestris NRRL 8126
Lineage: Eukaryota; Fungi; Ascomycota; Sordariomycetes; Sordariales; Chaetomiaceae
Exons: 1
Coding region: 175-1248 (357 amino acids)
Biological process (GO): Golgi organization; protein transport; intra-Golgi vesicle-mediated transport
Cellular component (GO): membrane; COG complex
Source: RefSeq, a predicted model, not a curated record